This is a messenger RNA of Rhododendron vialii, 3066 nucleotides long. RefSeq lists its product as uncharacterized. Gene Ontology annotation, molecular function: RNA-DNA hybrid ribonuclease activity; nucleic acid binding. Lineage: Eukaryota; Viridiplantae; Streptophyta; Magnoliopsida; Ericales; Ericaceae. The transcript has 10 exons. Bases 635 to 2890 code for a protein of 751 amino acids. The record is from RefSeq and is a predicted model, not a curated record.
GAUCUGUCCCCGCCCCUUCCCCCCCCCCCAAAGGAGUCUUUUAUCUCGUCUCUUUCCCAGUCCACAAACCAAGAAGAAGAAGAUAAAGCUCUCAUAAUUUUCCUGUUCUUCCCUUGGACUGUUUUUUUUUUUAAUUUUCUUGUUCUUCCCUGGGAUUGUUUUUUUUUGCUCGGCAUUCUUCCCUUGGAUCGUUUCUGAUCAGAUCAUAUCUGUGAAGAUGGCCAACAAUUUUAUUGUUUUUCUUUUCCACUUGAUCUGCUCAGACUCAUCAGAAAAACUUAGAUCCAUUCCCUACCAAACCAAUUGUCUCUUAUCUACCACUCUGUAUCUGUCUCCCUCCCUCCCUCUAGAAAAGAUAUAUUUCUCAUAUCAAGUCAUCCGCUUUAUUCUUCUCUCAAUUGUUACAGAUGUUGUGAUCACAUCUGUGAAGAUGACAAGAUCAAUUCUCUACGGUUCACCAAACGGUGGUCGAGUGCUUUUCUUCUUACCGGUUGAGAAAAAGAGAAUUUCCUAUAUGGUGAUUAAACGGGUAUCAACAAGAGAGAGAGAGAGAGAGAGAGAGAGAGAGAGAGAGAGAGAGAGAGAGAGACUAGCCAUUUGAUGAUCUGCCAUCAGAGCUUACUGUGUGGUUGCCAUGGAAUCUGCUGGUAGACAUGUUCCGAUUGUGUUUCUUGAACGAAUUAGGGAUGAAUUUACCCAGACAUAUGGCAGUGGGAAAGCUGCAACGGCUGCUGCUAAUAGCCUGAAUAUGGAGUUUGGGCCCAAACUUAAGGAGCACAUGCAGUGGUGUGGAGAUCAUUCAGAAGAGAUCAGCAAGCUUGCAGUGGCCUUCCGCAAAUUGUUUUUCGAAGACCAUUCGCCAAUGUUGGAGGUUUUGUAUAGGCAACAAAAGGGCAAACCGAUGAUAUGGAUUUCGAUAUUAGACUAUUUAGGGUUUUUUCUCAAGUUGACAAAAUUAGAGAAAAAUGAUUUUGACAAAUUAGUAAUUGAAAAGGGCAUUAAAGUAUCAACUGCAGAUGGAUCAGAAAGCAGGUCCUUAUUCUUUUUGAACAGGUAUUUUUGGGUUCGUCCACCAUCCAAGUGGUGGAAGGUGAACGUAGAUGGUAGUGUAUUGCAGUCUGGGGUCUCUGGGGUCGGCUUAGCUUUUAGAGACGACGAAGGGAAGUUGGGUCCAGUUUAUAGUAUGCCUAUAGGAAACAAGAAGGACGCCUUUGAGGCAGAGUUUGAAGCGAUGGUAUUCGGAGUUAAUUUCGCGAUCUAUCACAAUUUUUUGAAUUUGGUUUUAGAAAGCGAUUGCAAACAACUUUGUAGAUAUUUGUGGGGCAUGGACCCUAUUCCACCCAAUUUGCUUCCACAAUUCCUAGGCCUUCGCUUGGAUGAAUUGACUGCGUACUCCAUUUCACUAGUUCCAAGGAAUGCAAAUAGGGUAGCCGAUAACCUAGCUACAGCAGCAACUUGUAACUCAAAUCAGCGGGAAAAGAAGAUGUGGACAGCAAGGUUUUGUGCUAGUAGGGAGGAAAAGGGCAAGCCAUAUUACACUGUGAAUAGGAAGUACUCCACCCGAUGUACUCAUCGGUCCUCUACAAGGGAUGCUCCUUCUGAUGACUUCAUUUUUAUUCCUUUCUUUUUCUGCACAGUAGAGACGAAUUCCAGUCCUCGCCUGCCUUUGCCACAGCAAAAAAUUCUGUCUUUGCCCCUUUGGAUAAGAGAAAUUGGGCAGCACCAUCUUUUGGAGAGUCUCUACAUAUGUGAUGCCUUGAAAUGUGCCACUGCGUUGCUGGAAGGGAAAUUGGGUGGCAUAAGACUGGAUUUGGAUGGGGAUCACCUCUUGCAUCGUGUGGCUAGAUUUUGUUCAUUGAAACUGGUCCAGUUAUUUCUUCACCUUAAAGCUCGAAGUGAUACCAGAUAUUCUGAUUAUAGCUAUGAUCAUGGCGAAGAUCUGACAAAUGGGUUGCGCCCACUCGAUAUAGCGUUUAACUUUGCAAGGAAUCAGUACACCUCUCUGGAGUCGUAUUCGUUUGGAGGGCAAUCUACUUUUGAAAUGAUACUAUAUCUUUGCCAACUCAGAGUGGGAAACAUUGGGGAUACGAUUAAGUUUCUUGCAUGUUCAUCCAAGGACGUUGCAAAGGAAGCUUACCAUUGUGCAAGGAAAGGAAAGCUCACUGAGUUGGCUCUCUUGCUGAUUGUGGCUCGGGAAAAGAUUUUGGUCCCUAUCAAUUUGGACGUCAAAGGUGGUGUUGGUUCAAGCGGAAGAACCACCAUCCUGCAUUGGUUACAGUUUCAAAUCCUAAUACUAACUCAUGAGGAGAAAUUAAUGGGAGACUGUAAAAAUGGCAAGUUAACUAAGAUUCGCAGGAAGAAGAUGGUUAUGAGGUCAGCUGCACUAUUGCUUGAAGUUUUUGAGAGGGCUGGUCAUGCUAUUGAGGAAAUUAUUCAGUACCUGUCACGUUCACCUUGCGUGAGAAGUGAAGAACUGGAGAAACAUGCUGUUUUCGUGCUUAAGGAAGCAGGAUUUGAAUUCAAGAAUGGGGACUUUGAUUUUAGCACUAUGGACCGGUUUGACAUCACGCUUACUGAUUCCUCAAGGACAAGGACCAGGAACGGGACCCCUACCAAGGAUGCUCCAUCAGCAGAGACGAAUUCCAGUCCUCGCAUGCCUUUGCCGCAGCAAAAAAUUCCGUCUUUGUCCCUUUGGGGUGUUAGUCCUUGGUCCUCUGCCCAGACUUUCCCUCUUCACCAAACACGUGGUUUAACCUCUACGGACAAGUCACAUUACACAAAUCAUAUGAAGCAAACUGAACCCAUAGUGCAGAAUGUGCCCCAAUGGCUGCCCAAGUUUAGGCUUGCACGUUUCGCAAGGUUGCUCAGGAGGGGGAUGAAAAUUGCUUGAUUGAUGUACAAGCUCUCUGACUUGAAAAUUGCUAUAAACGUGUGCUUGGACCUAUAGCCAGCUGGAGUGGCAUUCCCUUAUUGCUUUUGCUUUUGACACACUCUGGGAAGUAAUGCGGGUUCUUUGAUUCAGCAAUCACUGUCAAGCAAAGAGUUUUUAAAUGAAUGCUUUUCCCU